This is a messenger RNA of Paracoccidioides brasiliensis Pb18, 1839 nucleotides long. RefSeq names its product DNA-(apurinic or apyrimidinic site) lyase APN2. Bases 1 to 1839 code for a protein of 612 amino acids. The transcript has 5 exons. Gene Ontology annotation, biological process: base-excision repair. The record is from RefSeq and is a predicted model, not a curated record. Gene Ontology annotation, molecular function: endonuclease activity; phosphoric diester hydrolase activity; protein binding. Gene Ontology annotation, cellular component: nucleus.
AUGGCAGUUAAUGGGAUACGCAACCCGUUCGCGUAUCACCCAUGGAGGGAGAAGCGGUCGUUCGAAGCGAUGUUUGACGCCCUCGAAGCAGACAUAGUCAUCUUUCAGGAAGCAAAGGUCCAAAAGAAGGAUUUGCAAGAUGACAUGGUCCUUGUCAAUGGCUGGGAUUGGUAUUCUGGAGUUGUCAUAUAUACACGGAACUCUAAAUGUUGCCCCAUAAGGGCCGAAGAGGGAAUCACGGGUAUCCUUUGCCCACCAGGGUCUUCGUCUACUAGCCCUUUUCCUGCUCUUACGUCUUUUCGUGACAUGCCGGAAGAGCAGCAGAUUGGUGGCUAUCCCACUCCUGAACAGCUGGCACUUUCAAAUAUAGAUGCAGCCACGCUGGACUCUGAAGGACGGUGUGUGAUAUUAGAGUUUCCAGCUUUCGUUUUACUUGGUGUCUAUUGCCCUGCGAACAGAGACGAGAUGCGAGAUGGGUUUCGAAAAGCCUUUGUAAAUGCGGUCGAUGCUCGUGUUCGGAACCUAGUUGGCAUGGGGAAGCGAGUGAUUUUGACGGGAGACUUAAAUAUAUCCGGCUCUGAGAUCGACUCAGCACGUGCCCUUGAAGAAAUAAGGAAAGGUACGACGACAAAUUCAGAAUUUGUAUCAGCGCCCGUUCGUCGUAUCUUUAAUCAGCUUGUCAGUGGUGGGAAAGUCAUUGGAGAUAGAGACCAGGGAAGGGAAACACCCGUCCUGGUGGAUUUGUGUAGAGAGUACCACCCUGAUCGACGAGGUAUGUAUACUUGCUGGGAGCAGAGGGUCAAUGCUAGACCUGGAAAUUAUGGGUCGCGAAUCGAUUAUGUCCUCUGCAGUCUAAUUAUGCGAGACUGGUUUUGUGCGUCGAAUAUUCAGGAGGGUCUAAUGGGCUCUGACCACUGUCCGGUUUAUGCUGAUAUCAAGGACAAGGUGUCGCUCGACGACAUGGAAGUUCACAUCCUCGAUGUUUUGAACCCAGAUGGUAUGUUUGUAAACGGAGAGCGGAAGAAGGAGUACUCGUCCGCAGACGUCCUGCCACUCUCGGGUAGAUUAAUUCCUGAAUUUUGUCAGCGAAGAAGUAUCAGAGAUAUGUUGUUUCGACAAAGUUCGAAGGGAGCGAGCCAGGGUGACGUAAACUCUGCUGGCGUCACCAACCCUCCGGUACCCCAGAAGGAUACCCUCGGAACUAACAUUUCUGGGCCAGCUUCACCCAGUACCUCUACCACACCUAAACGGUCUCAACAAGGAGAUGAUGGUACUACUUCGCGAUCUAAACGUUUGAAGCGAAGCCAGUCUUCGGCCAUCGCUACCGCGCGGACGAAAGGGCAAAAAAGCUUAAAAGGAUUUUUUGGUCUCAAAGGAUCCGGUUCUACUGCAGAUGAUCAAACGAAUUCGCCGAAGGUUUCAGAUCCGGUGGCAGUUGGAAAUGAACAACAAGAAGCAGCGAAAAGCCCUCUAGACAUCACCUAUUCUUGCCCACCCGGUGACGGUUGUGGACCCGAAGAUGAUGAAACUCAAGGGCAACAGCAAGAAGCGGCUGAGCCACUGGCAAACGGUGGAGAUAGUAAUGAUGAUUGCAUCGUGCAUGAUCCAAUCGCCAACAAAGAAUCGUGGUCAAGAAUCUUUACGAAGAAGCCCGCGCCAAGGUGCUCAGGACAUCAUGAGCCUUGCAUCAGUCUUGUAACGAAAAAGGCAGGGAUCAACUGUGGGCGGUCGUUCUGGAUCUGUGCUAGACCCCUCGGCCCAUCUGGAGUUAAGAAGACAGGCGAUCAGUGGCGUUGCGAUACUUUUAUCUGGUCUAGUGAUUGGAAUGGACCGAAAUGA